GGUCCUCCUACCUGCUUUUUCUCCAGGGUAGUUUAGGGUAACGUUAUCUCCUGCUUCAUCACUGGGAGAGCCUUCCAGAUCUUGCAGGAUUGCCCCUUAUGAUCCUUCACUUCCAAAAUGGAUCCAGUGAUCCCCUAAUUCCAUCUGACAGGAUGAGAUCCUUCUGUGCAAUGUUCCUGCUGCUGCUGUUCCUUCUGUCAUAUGUCCACAGUGAUUCUGUGGCCACUCCCCAGGACAAGAUUCCAUUAGAAUCCCAAGGAUCUACUAUCAAGGUGGAGACUCUCACAGGAUCUCACAGACCGGAGGGGGCUGAGCUGGGGUCUGCAGGACCUCUGACCCACCAUGGUAUCCAGGAGCAGGUCAUUCGGUCCACCAGCCAACCAUCCACACGAGAGAGAGGAUCCUUGAGGACAACUGGGGCUGACAUCACCACUGAUGGUUCUACAGAUGGACGGCCGAUUUCUGGUGACCUCAGUCGCAGCCGCCCCGGACACAACCCCCAUCAUCCCCCUGGAGAUGCUGAUGAAUGUGCUGCUCUGGAGCCCCCUUGUGGACGAUAUGCAAACUGUACCAACACCAUCGGCUCCUUUGUCUGUCACUGUCAUCGUGGUUUCCUUAAAGGGCCAAGCGGCUGUGAGGAUGUGGAUGAAUGUCACGUGGCUGAAAUAACGGGGCUCCAGGCCUGCCCCCGACAUUCCACCUGCCACAACACCAUUGGAUCUUUCAGCUGCAGCUGUGACGAGGGCUUUGUCUUUGGGUUGGACGGGAAACACUGUGUUGAUAUAGAUGAGUGUGCUUUUGAAGAUCGGUGUCGUCGCGAGUUGGGGAACCUUUGUGUGAACAAUGAUGGGAGUUAUCGCUGCAGCUGUCAGGCAGGAUUCCAGGAAUCCGGACUUUCCUGCAUUGAUGUGGAUGAAUGUAAGGAGAACUCCAACAUCUGUUCUGGGAUUGGAGUUUGUGAGAAUGUGGUGGGAAGCUACCGCUGUGGCUGCCAGGCUGGUUUUCGAGGCAACGGAACCUAUUGUGAAGAUGAGAAUGAGUGCGCCUCUGGGAGACAUGGCUGUGACACCAAUGCCCACUGUGGUAACGUUAUCGGCUCAUACUUCUGCCAAUGCUAUCAAGGGUUCAACGGAGAUGGCUACAGCUGCUAUGAUAUUGAUGAGUGUUCUUUGGAUAAUGGGAGCUGUGAGCAGCUGUGUGUGAACCAGGUCGGCAGCUUUCAGUGUCAGUGCCACCAGGGAUAUCAUCUUCUGCCCAAUAAAAAGAACUGUACAGAUAUUGAUGAGUGUCAGACAGAGAAUGGAAAUUGCAAGCAGAUGUGUAGAAACACAGAAGGGUCCUACCAGUGUUUGUGUCGGAAGGGCUUUCAGUUACACGUGGAUCGACGUCAGUGUGUGGAUAUUGACGAGUGUAAGAUCGACAGCGGAGGUUGUUCCCACUCCUGUAAUAACACUGAAGGGGGGUUCAUCUGUCUGUGCCCCCCACACCAGGCUUUGACCCGGGAUCAGCGGACCUGCAUUAAUAUCACAUCAUGUGGGGUAAAUAAUGGCGGCUGUGAGCAGCGGUGCAGUGAUCGGCUGGAGGGCGGCUUUGAGUGCAGCUGUCGGGCGGGGUAUAAGCUUACUGGUGAUGGAAGGACAUGUGAUGAUGUGGACGAGUGUGCGGACUUCCCCCGCGGAGGCUGUCAGCAGACCUGCCAGAACUUCCUGGGCUCCUAUAACUGCAGCUGCUACAAGGGGUUCAGCCUCCGCUCUGACGACCACGCCAAGUGCCAGCCUGUGUGUAACCCACCCUGCCAGAACUAUGGUGUGUGUGUGGCCCCCGACACAUGUGACUGCCCUGCAGGCUAUCCUGGACCUGGCUGUUCAGCCAUGUGCUCCCCGCCUUGUGCCCAUGGAGGAACCUGCAUGAGACACAACAUGUGCGCCUGCCCACCAGGAUGGACGGCAUCCGGCUGCCAGACAGCGGUGUGUAAAUUGCUGUGUGCUAAUGGUGGCCGCUGCGUGGCCCCCGAUACCUGCCAGUGUCCAUCCGGGUACAGCGGAGAACAAUGUCUGACACCCCUCUGCUCUCCACCCUGCCAAAAUGAAGGCAAAUGCAUCGAUGUCAACAAGUGUGUGUGCCCCAGUGGGUGGUUCGGUGCCCGCUGCCAGAUAGAGCCCGUUCGUUGUGAGAAGCCGUGUCUGAACGGCGGCCGAUGCUCAGGAUAUAACGUGUGUCGCUGUCCCGCAGGAUUCCUGGGGCCACAGUGUGAAGCAGUGGUGACAGAGCCGUGUGUCCCCCCCUGCCAGCACGGAGGAAACUGCAAGCCCUUCAAUAAGUGUGAAUGUGCUGCGGGCACUGCUGGACAUCGCUGCGAGAAGCUGACUUGUCCUAUUGUGACAACGAAGCUGAGCACUGCCCGAGCCGUGCGCCAGGGGGUGAGGGAAAGUUAUGUGGAACGCUGUGGACCACUGGGGGCUCAGCUCUGCACCAAGUACAGAAUAAACCAGGUGCGGGUCUAUGUCCAGGCCUAUGUGGUCGGCUACAAAAUCCAAUGUCCUGCCAACAGCAGACAAUGAAGAGGGUGAGAGAAGACCUAUGAGGACUCAAGACCUUGGACCAGCCAUGCAUAACUGCACUUCAGUCCUGUACAUAUCCCCAUCAGUACUGUCUCUGCACCAUUCAGACCUGUCCCCUCGCUCCUCAGUUCUGUCCCUGCACCCCUCAGACCUGUCUCUUUCAGUCAGUUAUGUCCCUGCUCCUAUCAGUUCUGUUUUUGUACCCAUAAGUCCCAUACCUUCUCCUUUCAGUCUUGCCUUUCACCCCCCCAUUUUCCUGUCCCUGCUCCCAUCAGUCUUGUCAUUGCCUCCGUCAGUCCUGUCUCUUUCCCAUCAGUCCUGUCCACAUACUCAGAUGUCCAGUUGUAGGUAGCCAAGAACUUGAGAGCAAGAGGAUGAGAGUGAUGGUAGU
Messenger RNA from Bufo bufo (common toad), 2952 nucleotides. RefSeq names its product neurogenic locus notch homolog protein 1-like. The transcript has 20 exons. The coding region runs from base 99 to 2561 and encodes 820 amino acids. The record is from RefSeq and is a predicted model, not a curated record. NCBI's taxonomy places the organism in Eukaryota, Metazoa, Chordata, Amphibia, Anura, Bufonidae. Gene Ontology annotation, molecular function: calcium ion binding.